GGUUGGGGGGGGGGGAGGAGGACGGUGGUUAACAAGUUAGAUGAACUGGGGGGGGGGGGGGGGGAGAGUACCCUGGGAGAAAGGGUUGAAUUCUUAUUUCCAUCAUUAUUAGAUAGUAUAAUGUGCACUUACCAAUCAAAAGGAGCUAAAAUUUGGGCGAUAUGGUCUAUGGAACUGGUAGGAGUCUCUCUUCGAAGCUACUUUUGAGGACUGAAGCAAUUAUUUUUAGUUUAGAUGGGAUGGGCACGCAUUUCUGUACAUCAACACGCAUUUCGCAAGCAAAUUAGGCCUUAUGAAUGCGUUGAACAUGCUCUAGUAGCUGCAUUGGCUUACGCUUCGUAACGAGCUUUCUCUCAGCGUAUAUUUCGUUAAAUAUUAUUUUAUGGAAAAGCUCGUCUGUUAUGUAAUGAAAUGUAAGUUGCAAAUGUAUAUGACACCAGAUUACCGUCAAGGCCACUUAUGCAAUCUUCCUGUAACAGUUACGCGCUAUCAGUACUUACCGAAUACAGGCAGCUCUGCAGUCAGCUGACCACUCAACGGACCUAUAUCGAGUACCUGAUCACGACAUGAGGAGAUACUGGUGGCUGACCGUCUCCUAGCAACCCAACUGAGACAACUGGCGACAUAGCAACUGAGCUAGGAGAGCUGGAGGCGGCUGACGUCACACUGACUGCAUGAACCCCGGGGGGGGGGAUUUCCGAGAUGACGUCACCGAUGGCGAUAUGAUCAGCCUUAUGAUCGUGGGUGUUGUAUCAAGGUGAGACCCUGUCAAAAAAUAUAAACGAUAUCAGCCUCUAAACAAGUUCUCAUUAACCUGACAUGAUCCCAGAGUAGAGCCUGAGUCGCGAAUGGCAGACUUGUGGGUUGGACCAUACGCCUCUGGUGAAUCGUCGGAUAUCUAGUAUGGCAGGACUGCUGUCUGGUAGGCCGCACCACUGUGAGGUCGGACCAUGGCUGUCGGGUCGUCGACUCCGACUGGGACCUGCUGAACUCUGACCCGAUACGGACCGGCCGGCCGGCGGUCACCAGAUAGCGGCGGCCGAUCACGCCAGUGGCACCGCGAGUGGCCGCGGGCGCACACCUCCGUCCUCCCUGGGUGACCAUGGUGUCCACAGACCUCAGCUCCGCGCCGCGCAGCCGGCCCGGCAGCGCCGCAGGAGAGGAGCUGAGCCCGACGGUCGACUCGAGCGACGAGCACCAGUCGACGAUCGGCAGCCUCCCGCCGUCGGCUCCGCUGCGCCUCGACAUCCGGCGGGCGCGGCAGACCAGUACCGGGGAGGCCAGCUCGGUGGCCGGGUCGGUGGUGUUCGCCAGCUCGUUAGGUGAUGAGCUGCGCGGUGCCGACGCGCCGCCGCCGGUGUCUGAUGGAGCAGUGCAGCUGGACGGCGGCUACGGCUGGCUGGUGGCGUUCGGCGCCUUCCUCGCCAACCUCUGUGUGGCAGGGACCAUCAAGUCGUUCGGACUGAUCAGCAUCCAGAUUCAGCUGGCGUUUAACGUCACCGCUGCCGAGAUGGGAGUGGUCACCGGCAUCAUGCUCACCGCCGGACUGCUGCUCUCGCCAGUAGUGGGCGCCCUGUGCCAGAAGUACACCUGUCGUCGCGUGGCCAUCUUUGGUGGUCUUCUCUGCUUCCUGGGCUUCUCACUCAGCUCUCUGGCCACCUCAGUAACCCAGUUCGCCCUGACCAUCGGACUGCUUGUAGGUGUCGGCAGCGGCUGUGUUUCAACAUCCGCCAUCCUGAUAGCGACGCGCUACUUCCCCCGGCGGCGCUCCCUCAUCAACGGCCUGGUGCUGGCCGGUAACGCAGCCGGCGGGUUCGCGCUGCCACCGCUGCUGCAGCACCUGCUGGCAGAGUACGGGGUGCGCGGAACUCUGCUCAUCACCGGCGCACUCUGCCUCCACGUGGUGGUCGGCGCCGCGCUCUUCAGACCGAUAGCUCUUCACGAGCGGAUUCUGCGCCAGCGCCGGCCGAAUCAGAUCCGUGAGAGCGAUGGCGAUCCUGCGCAGGGCCCUGUGCAGGGGGCGGAGAGCACGCCGCUGGUAGAGAGGGAGAAGGGCUCGGUAGCCAGAGGCACCGGAAGCUGCUCGCCGGACUCGGCCUCAGCUAGUGGAGAGUUCCGGUUCCCGGCGGCGUCGCCGUUCGGCCGCCGGACCCGUACCGUCAGUGAGAGUCUGUGGAGCGAGCGGCGGCGCUCGUCUCAGCGCUCUCCGGCGGUGGGCACGCUGCGGCGCGGGACGAUCGCCGUCAGCCGGCCGCGGCUGCUGGAGGUGGCCGGUGCGCGCGGCCCGGCCGAGGUGCCCCGGCGACUGCGCACCUCCUCACUGAUGCUGAGCGUGGCGGAUGUCACCGUGGACGCCACCACACAACUGGAGGACGAAGAGCGCCAGCGGAAGGGCGCACCGGGCCCGCUGGCCAGCCUCCGCCGGCUGCUGGACCUGAAGCUGCUGGCCAACCCGCUGUUUCUGAUGGAGGCGGCCGCCGUGUUCCUGAUGGCCUCCGGCACGCCGUACGCGCUGCUGCAGCUGCCGGCGUUCGGCGUGUCGCGCGGCAUCAGCACUGAUCAGACGGCACACAUGCUGAUGAUCGCCUCAGCUCUCGACCUGGUCACGCGGCUCAGCUUCGGCUGGGUGCUCGACCAGAACUACUUCCGACGGCAGUACGCCCUUGCUGCCAGUCAGCUGCUGAGCGGCAGUAUGGUGCUGGCGAUGCCGCUCUCCCACCAGUACUCGGUAAUCACGGGCCUAUGUCUGGUGUUCGCCGUCGGCAUGGGUACCUGGUUCAUCAACCUGGCGCCCGUGCUGGCCGACAACCACGGCAUAGAACGGGUGGCCGCCUCCUACGGCCUGGUCAGGAUGUUCCACGGACUCUCCUCGCUCAUCAUGCCGCCCAUAUUCGGCGCCCUGGUGGACGGCACUGGAGACCACGGCAGCCAGUUUUUCGCCAUGGGCAGCCUGAUGCUGUUCGGUGGACUGCUGGUGCUGCUCACAUUGCUCACGGGCAUGGAUAAGAAGUACGGCGAGGGGGACGCAGACGAGCAUCAGACGCAGAAGAGCAAAGCCGAGGGCAAGGCGGGGAAGGUGUGACAGCCGCGGGGAGGCAGACGUGGUCACCCUCUGCUUCUGUGAAGAGCAGCCGGACAGCAACGCUGAUAGCCAUCAUGGUGGCACGCGAAAAGCUGUCAGCAGCCGUCGGUAAAAGCUAGACCUUUCAAGUGCUCGGGAUAGGAAAGUCUAAGAAUGUAUUGUAAUGUAUACUCAUGGAACUCUGAAAAGAAUAUUAUUAACUAAUAGGCAUGUCUCGCCAUGGUCGAUGCUCAUUUCCGCCUUUGAUGUUUGAUUUGACGAGUCGCAGGGAAACGGUUACCAAACCAAUAAUUGUUUGCGCAGUUCCACUGGAAAUGAAGAUUUUAUGCAACAAAUGGUCCCAAAAAUCUUCCCCCCCCCAAUGUCGACAUCUUCUGAGCCAUCUAAGGUCGAUUCCGUGUUCAUUUCGAUGUAUUUUAUGCUUGUUUUGUUUAUUUUGUUGGGUUAGGCCCUUUCGGUCCAAUGAGACCAUUUCCGAGCCGGGAGGAUGAUAGGAAUUAGGGGGAGACAUUGGUCUGGGCAGGCACCCUAGUGACUAGUGAGUCACCGGGGAUGAGCCCGUCCCGAAGGACAGGCCAACCAGCCCCAAGGUACUCACUGCACCCAGCUACGGGUUUGCUCCCUCGUGAGCAGCGGUGCCGCUCCAAGGGAGCAGCCCGCAUGAGAUAAAGGUGCAUGUCCAGCCCGGAGUGGGAGUUGCGAAGUGAAGGAUUUCAGCAUCCUGAGGAUGGAAACGACGGACGGGUCUGGUCUUUUAUGAUGCUCUUGGGUCUUGAGAUACUGAUGGAAUCAACCACGGUGACUAAGUUAUCGGUGAUAAGGUCAGUCCAGCUGUGUUAUGCGACGAUAAGCCCACACUUCUUACGUUGUGCAAUCACAGAAAGCAGGUGGAAGUCGAAAGCCAUAAGCCGGGGGUUUUCACCUCUUGAUCGGCUGCCCUAGUUGGCAGUGGUGCAUCGUUCUUUCUGAAAGGCGAUAUUUUGCGCAUAUACGUAUUUUUUGCAGUGUUUGUGGUGAGACGUUUUAAUAAAAUGUCAUAUUAUUUGUCUUUGAUC
Molecule: messenger RNA, 4137 nt
Organism: Amphibalanus amphitrite
Lineage: Eukaryota; Metazoa; Arthropoda; Thecostraca; Balanomorpha; Balanidae
Product: monocarboxylate transporter 12-like
Exons: 5
Coding region: 1103-3082 (659 amino acids)
Biological process (GO): transmembrane transport; monocarboxylic acid transport
Molecular function (GO): monocarboxylic acid transmembrane transporter activity
Source: RefSeq, a predicted model, not a curated record